AUGCGUGCCCUCGAUGAGACCGAAACCCGCACAAUGUUCACGAAGCUUGCUUCCUACACCGGAGCAUCUUUGUCUAACCUAAUUGCGCCGCCUGCUGAAGGUACCGCUGUCACCGAGAGAAUGGUCUUCCGACUUGUCAAGGACCGAGUGUUCUAUCUCCCCGAGCGCAUUGCCAACUUCGCCACUUCGAUUCCCCGCGAUUCCCUCUUGACUGCCGGCACAAUGAUCGGAAAGUUCACAAAGACUGGAAAGUUCCGUUUGAACAUGAGCAGCUUGAGCAUCAUUGCGCCUCACGCUCGCGUAAAGUGCUGGGUUAAGUCUAACGGAGAAAUGCCUAUCCUUUACGGAUCUAAUGUGUUGAAAGCCCAUGUCGCCAGAUGGUCAGAGGAUGCCCCCGAGCACUCGGGAUGUGUUAUCUUCAACCAGAACGACACCCCUCUUGGCUUCGGUGUGACCGCGAGAUCGACUGCUGAGAUGCGCAAGCUGGAACCCACCGCUGUCGUCGUUUUCGCACAGGCCGACGUGGGAAUGUACUUGCGCGACGAAGAUACCAUGUUCACUACCUAA
Messenger RNA from Penicillium waksmanii, 567 nucleotides. Its product is annotated as ribosome biosynthesis protein NIP7. The coding region runs from base 1 to 567 and encodes 188 amino acids. The transcript is spliced from 5 exons. Gene Ontology annotation, molecular function: RNA binding. The record is from RefSeq and is a predicted model, not a curated record. Lineage: Eukaryota; Fungi; Ascomycota; Eurotiomycetes; Eurotiales; Aspergillaceae. Gene Ontology annotation, biological process: ribosomal large subunit biogenesis; ribosome assembly. Gene Ontology annotation, cellular component: nucleolus; preribosome, large subunit precursor; nucleus.